This is a messenger RNA of Lolium perenne, 704 nucleotides long. NCBI's taxonomy places the organism in Eukaryota, Viridiplantae, Streptophyta, Magnoliopsida, Poales, Poaceae. The record is from RefSeq and is a predicted model, not a curated record.
ACAAAAAUAAGAUUGAAGCAUGCAUAGCUGAGGCAACUAUCCUCCGGGAGAUGGCAGACGCCACGACAACGUACUAUGCGGAUGAUGUUCCCACUAUGCAUAACCCGAUAUCUCGGUACAAUAUCGACGAGCCCAAGCAUGACCCCAAGCUCCUCCUCUUCAAAUGUCACGGUGGCAAGGCUGGUGCCUCUAAAAAGGGCAUCUUGACAAAGGAAGAGAAAGAUUGCAUAAUGUUUUAUGUGGUUACGAACAUGCAAGAAGUGCUCAAAUUCAUAAGCCAAUACAAGGAUGAAUAUUGGACGAGAUCGACGGAUCCCUCUGAUGCGGAGAUGGAGAUUCUUUUGAAAGAGAGUCGUCCCGGAAAGAAAAAAUUCCUGGAUUGGUUCUACGAAAAAGGAGGUGAUCCCAACGUUGAGAUGACGGAUGAGCUGAGAUGUGUUUCCCAGGGUUGCAACCGUAGAAUCUCAAUGUAUGAGAAGUACGAUGUGAAUGGGUAUCGCUUCCAUACAGAGUAUCACCAGAAGAAUCGGCCUAACCCAAAAACUAUAAAUACUGGGGUCUUCACCAAAGGAUCCGAUGACAUAGAAUACUACGGAAGGUUAGAGAAUGUAUACGAGCUAACAUUCAAUAGGACAAACAUACAACUCAAUCUCGUUGUGUUCAAAUGCCACUGGUUCGACCCACAAGACUUCAACCUGCUAUAG